This is a messenger RNA of Chenopodium quinoa (quinoa), 840 nucleotides long. RefSeq lists its product as uncharacterized. The coding region runs from base 203 to 646 and encodes 147 amino acids. The transcript has 5 exons. Gene Ontology annotation, cellular component: COPI vesicle coat. Gene Ontology annotation, biological process: retrograde vesicle-mediated transport, Golgi to endoplasmic reticulum; intra-Golgi vesicle-mediated transport; intracellular protein transport. The record is from RefSeq and is a predicted model, not a curated record. NCBI's taxonomy places the organism in Eukaryota, Viridiplantae, Streptophyta, Magnoliopsida, Caryophyllales, Amaranthaceae.
UAAGAAAGAACCAUUUAAUUCGACAAUAAAUUUUGCCCACAUAAAAAUUGAAUAAAAAUAUUUAACACAGAAAUUGUUGCCACAAAUUAUGGAAACUGUUAUGAUUUAUUGACUCCCAAAAAAAAGAAAAAAGAAAAAAAAAACAUUAAACUCAUGGAAUGAAGGAAUUUUGAUAUUUGAAUAGAAAAUCAGAAUAACAAAAAUGAUUCUUGCCGUGUUAAUCACAAACCCUCAAGCCAACAUCUUAGUUGAAAUAUUCAAUGGGGUGCCAUCAGAGGAGCGGUUGCAUUGGCGUUCUUUCUUAACCAAGCUUGGCCAAACUAACCUUAAGGGUGCCAAACAUGAAGAACAUUUCAUUGCACACCACAAAUCAGUGUAUAUUGUUUAUACAUUGUUCGGAGAUGUGAGCAUCUACGCUGUUGGCAAGGACGAAUAUGAUGAACUUACACUGUCCGAAGUUAUCCGUGCUAUUACAACAUCUAUCAAGGAUGCCUGUGGAAAACCUCCAUCUGAGAGCCGUUUUUUGGACAAGUAUGGAAGAAUAUGUUUGUACCUUGACGAGAUCUUCUGGAAGGGAGUGUUGGAAAAUAAUGAUAACGACAGAAUAAAGAGGCUAGCCAGGCUGAAGCCUCCCACAGAACUAUGAAUACAGAAGGAAAGAAAAGCUUAGUCGGAUUCUGCAGUUCUUUUUUUCUUUUGCCAUCUGAACUCUACACAAUAGUGGACAGAUAAAUCAGAGGGGGUGUGCUUUUCUGUUGUUUUCAAUACAGUUUUAUUGCUAGUCUAUUUGAUACAGUUUAGCUACAAGUCUAAAAUUACGUCUCUGUCAUUACUGCUAGA